AUGGGCGAAGCUUCGCACGCUAAGAGGUCUCUCGUUCAUAUUGCUCUUAAACAAGAAGAAGAAUCAUUCUCCGAGUCUCCGGAUGUGGUGUCUUUUCCGUGUGCUGCUAGAGAAGAGGGAGUUCAGUUAUUGGAGCAAGACAGACCUCAGGAUUUUGGAACUCCCAGAGGAGCUACAUCUGAGCUUAUGUGCAGUAAAUCUGAAGUAGAUUCUUCAGCUGGUCAAUGCUUACGUAAUGAGGCUUGCAGCGGACAUGUGGGAAUGGCUGCUAUAUGUGACUCCGAUGGGACAAAGUUAAAUAGUUUUGCUUCUGAUGAUCAGAUUGAUGGUACUAGACCUAGCAUUGGUGCUGCUCAACUAGAGAAAAUGGAUGUCGAUAGUUGCACUUCACCUGAAAAUCCUACACUAUCAGAAGUUUCUGCUGAAGUUAAGGUUGCUUAUCCUGACAACUUGUCAAGCCCAUUUGGAGACGGGAUGAAUGGCUUCGCUGGGUCUCUUGGGCAGACUGUUAUGGUUAAAAGUGAGAUUCCCGGGCACUCUACUUAUGAUCAUCUGGACCAGAUUAGCUUGAAAGAGCGGCAAAGGAUGCUACUAUCAAGGAAACACUUCAGGUUGGAAAAAUCAGUAUUGGAGGAUAUCCCUGAGGCAUUCUCGGAAGAUGUUAUGCAACAACUUGCCAAUCAAGAAAAGGGUGGUACUAGUAUUGUUGUUGAAGAAGCUGUAAUGGCUACCUUUCAGUCUUAUGACACUCCUGGAUCAAAUGCUUCAGUUCUUUGUAGAUCUAUCACCAGUUCACCACAACAGAAUGUUGCUGUCCCAUCAUCUACUAGUACUGCUAGUCCACAUUCGUUUGAUUUGGCUAAAUCAAAUGAUUACAGGAAAAGUUCUGAAAGUGACAAAAUAUGCUCCUCUGAGAGAAUUUGCCCUGCUGCCAUGAAGUUAAGUCCAUGUGUGGGACACGAUGAUGGGCCUAUAGGCACAAGUAGAGCACAUUCCUAUGUCAAAAUAAAGGAGGAACCUUUGGACAAUAGUGACUUCUCCAGUCUGGGAAGACGUGUUAGGGGUGACUUCUCUCUUAACAUACUUCCUGUAAAGCAAGAACUUAGAGCUGCCAACGAAUUUAGUGACGAAGUGAUAGACAAUAUGCUGCUGCGAGAUCGGAUGAAUCUAUUGGCGUCACGAAUGGACUCUGAAGUGAGUAUGUCUAAGAACUAUAGAUGCUUGGUUGAAAUUGUGCCCUCUGCCGUUAACUGUAGCCCUAUUUCCAUGGAACCUGAUAAGCCUGUAGGCAUUAGUCGUCCAAGGAAAAGGAAAAAGACUGCCACGGAUUCUGUUCAAACAGCUUUGGAGGAGGAUGCUCCAGGACUCUUGCAGGUAUUAGUUGACAAGGGGGUGUUGGUGGAUGAAAUCAAGCUUUAUGGUGAGAUGGAGAGUGAUGAAGCUUUAGAUGAAUCGUUUUGCGAAGAUGGCUUUUCACGGCUUGAAGCUGUGAUGUCAAAGCUUUUCUCGCAGAGCCAGUCAUUUUUAAAGUUCGCUCCAAUACGAUGCACGAAGGAAUCGAGGGCUAGUUAUUGCUUGGCUUCUCUAUUUUCACUUGUAGAGCAGGCCCGAUAUUUGCAGUUUAGAAAUUGGCCUGUUGAAUGGGGUUGGUGCCGAGACCUUCAAUCGUUUAUAUUUGUCUUUGCAAGACAUAAUAGAAUUGUUCUUGAACGACCGGAAUAUGGCUAUGCAACAUACUUCUUUGAGCUAGUAGGUUCACUACCAAUUGACUGGCAGAUCAAGCGCCUGGUGACUGCAAUGAAGCUUACCAGCUGUAGCAGGCUUUCUCUAAUUGAGAAUAAAGCACUAACGGUUGGAGAAGACCUAAGUGAAGGCGAGGCCCAGGUUUUAUUGGAAUAUGGUUGGGAACCCAAUACUGGUCUGGGAACCAUGCUUAAGUAUUGCGACAGAGUUGUGCAUGACAGGAAGAAUGAAAGUGAUGGCUCAGAGUGGAGAUCAAAAAUAGGGAAGAUGCUGAUGGAUGGUUAUAAUGGCGGAACUCUGGUUAUAACUAACAUCCCAAAGAAGGUUAUAAAGUGCACAGAUGUUCAAUUCCCAGAAAUCAAGUUGGAGUUCUAAUUACGAGUGAGCUAUGCU
Messenger RNA from Fragaria vesca subsp. vesca, 2136 nucleotides. RefSeq lists its product as uncharacterized. The coding region runs from base 1 to 2118 and encodes 705 amino acids. The transcript has 11 exons. NCBI's taxonomy places the organism in Eukaryota, Viridiplantae, Streptophyta, Magnoliopsida, Rosales, Rosaceae. The record is from RefSeq and is a predicted model, not a curated record.